CGCUCUCUCGUACCUCUCCACCAUUUCUUGUUCUCUUCCUGCCCUCCUUCUUGCCCAUUCAAUUCUCUCUCUCUCAGAAGAAGAAGAAGAAGAAAAGAUGAGCAGCGAGCCGUCGGCAAGAGAAGCCCAGAAGCCUCCCCACCACCCCCUCCACCAGAUUGCGGAGAGCGCAACUCACAAGCUUCUUUUGAAGCAAUGGCUUAAGGAAGAGGAGCACAUCUCCCGGCGCGUCUCCCUCAAGGAGGUCAGGAUUGAUGCCGUCCGCAAGGAGAUCGCCACCCUCUACUGUGCCUUCUUCUUAUUCCACUCCAUCAUCCUCCUCCUCCUCUACAGCACCGCUGUCGCCCUACGCCCCUCGGGCCAUGCCUGCCGCCGCUCCUGGAUCCCCUGCCUCUGCUCCCUCCUCUGCUCCAUGGCCAUCGUGUGGGCCAUCCGCUACAAGACUGACACCGAGAGCCUCCUCCAGAGGCUGCUGGAGAGGGAGAAGGAGGACGGGAUGCUCCUCAUGAAGUGCGUCGCCGAGUUGAAGAAUAAAGGGAUGGAGUUCGACCUGUUAAAGGAGGUCGAUGCGCUGAGGAGGGCCAAAAGCUUGAAGGUUGUCGAGGCCAAGUGCGGCACCGUGAGAAAGUGGUCGGCAAAGGACUUCACUACCAUGGUCUUUAUCGCACUCUCCUGUGCGGUUUUAGGUCUCACAAGGUUGGUGCUCUGUAAUUAAGAGUUUGGCUGGGGUUGAUCAGAUUUGGGGGAACUCCCUUGAGUUCUUGGGUAGUUGGGGGGUUUUGGGUUGGGGAGAACCUUGAUUCUGAUAUGAAUUGGGGGUUGUUUCUUCCAUUUCUUCACGGUUUAUGGCGUAAUUUGGAUGGAACAAUUGCAGAAUGUUCUGUUCUGCCAUUUUUUGAUGUUUCUGAAACCCCUUGUGGGAAUUGUCCAAUAAGAUUGAUUGCAGUGCAAUUUCUAUGGAAUUCUAAUUUUCCCCUGAAAA
This is a messenger RNA of Phoenix dactylifera (date palm), 982 nucleotides long. RefSeq lists its product as uncharacterized. The record is from RefSeq and is a predicted model, not a curated record. NCBI's taxonomy places the organism in Eukaryota, Viridiplantae, Streptophyta, Magnoliopsida, Arecales, Arecaceae.